This is a messenger RNA of Culex pipiens pallens (northern house mosquito), 6573 nucleotides long. RefSeq names its product protein TRC8 homolog (gene Trc8). The transcript has 8 exons. Bases 450 to 2888 code for a protein of 812 amino acids. Gene Ontology annotation, biological process: ERAD pathway. Gene Ontology annotation, molecular function: ubiquitin protein ligase activity. NCBI's taxonomy places the organism in Eukaryota, Metazoa, Arthropoda, Insecta, Diptera, Culicidae. The record is from RefSeq and is a predicted model, not a curated record. Gene Ontology annotation, cellular component: endomembrane system; endoplasmic reticulum.
AACCUGACUCAGUGCUUUAGAUCCGUACCGAAAACCAGCCAGACCACCAGCCGCGAAGACCAUCGCGAAAGUAGUAAAUUCGGAAAAAGUGCGUCAAGUCCCGAGGUGUUACGUGUCCGUGUACCGGUGUCCGCGUUGGUGUCUCGUUUUGUCCUGCACCCGGGGUGUGGGGGUAGCAGCGGAAGAUGGUUCCGCCGCCGGAGUAGAAAAUGUGAAAGUUUGACCGAUUUUUUUUUCGCAAUCCUUUUGAAGCAACCAGGUGGGGUGAAUAAGUGGUGUGAAGGGGGGUGGUGCUACUUCCCCGCGGGGAAGUGUCUAGUGAGGAAGUGUGUGAAGAGCAGUAUCACAACAACAGCAGCAAGGGAGAACAAGGCAAUCGAUUCUUCCGGAAGGUUUAAAACCUUUGUUUUUGUUUUUGGUCAAGGGGCGCUGCUGGAACAUCAGCAAAAAUGUCCGUGGUACGGACAAAGGUCCUCGGGCUGGUGGACGUGAUAAUGCGCGUUCCCAGCCUGUUCAUCAUCGACGAGAUCCUGAAGAUUAGCAUGGGAUUGCCCAACUCGUCGUCACCACCACCGACACAAUCCGCAGCCACUGCGGCCGUGACCAGUUCAGAAUCGCUGGUCAACCUGACCGUGAAUGCUUCUGUCAGUGUGGCCACCAACAUGCUGGAUGCUGCGGCGGCGGCAGCAGGUGGAAUCGGCAGCCCCGAGGACUCGCUCAAGGACGACAUCGAGUUCUACAAGUUCAUCUCGCUGACAACGCUCAAGUUUCUGCUGUGUCUGUUCGGUUGCAUCAGCGCGGCAUGCGUGUUCAUGCUCUGGACGCGUCACCUCGUCAUCGUGUACAUGUACAUCGUGUCGGUGGGGCUGAUCUUCCUGUCCUACUGGAGCAACGUGUCGGCGCUGUCCGUCAUCUCCGACGGCCCGAGCCUGCUCGAGGACAUCCUGUCGCUGAACAUGGAGCGGCUGCUCGACCCGGGAGGUGUCGCCCUUUCGAUUCUGCCCCAUCUGCUGGCCCAGUGGCUGAUGGGGGUCAUCUUUGCGUACAUCCACUUGGGACCAAAAUACAAAAUCAUCCAGAAAGCGCUGCCAUUCAGCUUCCUGAUGCCACUGUUCCUGGCGAUGCUGCCGCUGCCGACGGUGGUGCUGAAACAUUCCCCCGCGUUCGCAGCGAUUCUUCCGCUGGUCCUGUCCAAGAUUGCCCUGUGGAGUUCGUCCUUUGACGUGGUCAAGACGAUCCUCAACGGGUACCAGCACGCGCGCAACUUUGCCAGCAACUUUGGCAUUUCCGCCCUCAUCGAGAACGAGUGGCAGCGGCUGAACGUACCGUGCGUGCUGCGAGCCUUCUGGACGCUUCGACUGCUCGAGCAGCUCGUCAGCCUGCUGGUGGCGUCGGAUGUGCCGCUCCGGUUUGCCGCCACCAUCCAGAGUUUGCUGGUGAGCGGGUGCGAGACGCUGACCGCCGUUCUCGGCAUGACCAGCAUCAUUUCACUCAUCUGUCACUACAUCGGGAAGGCGUUCCAGCUGUUUCUGCUGUCGGAGGACUACGACGAGGACAAGUCGAUCGGCACCGUGUCGGCGAUCCUGUUCUACAUCCUGGCGCUGCAAACCGGGCUGACGUCGCUCACGCCGGACAAACGGUUCGUGCGGCUUUGCCGAAAUCUGUGUCUGCUUAUCACGGCCCUGCUGCACUUCCUGCACAACAUUGUUGCACCGAUCCUGAUGUCGCUCAGCGCCGCGCGGAAUCCGUCGAGGAAACGUCACGCCCGCGCCCUCAUGGUGUGCGCAUUCCUGCUGCUCACUCCGGUUGGUCUGCUGAGCAUCCUGUGGUCACGACACUCACCGUCAACCUGGUUACUGGCCGUGACGGCGUUUUCCGUGGAGGUCAUCGUUAAGGUCCUGGUCAGCCUAGCGACCUACACGCUAUUCCUGCUGGACGCCCGGCGGCAAACGUUCUGGGAGAAGCUGGACGACUACGUGUACUACAUCCGGGCGUUUGGCAAUUCGGUCGAGUUCUGUUUCGGCAUCUUUCUCUUCUUCAACGGCGCCUGGAUUCUCAUCUUCGAGUCAGCUACCAUUCCUGUAGGCGGUGCGAUCCGGGCGCUGAUGAUGUGCAUCCACGCGUACUUCAACAUCUGGUGUGAGGCGCGCGCCGGCUGGGGCGUGUUCAUGAAGCGCCGGACGGCGGUCCACAAGAUCAGCUCGCUGCCGGAGGCGACGCCGCAGCAGCUGCGCACGUUCGACGACGUGUGCGCCAUCUGCUAUCAGGAAAUGACGUCUGCGAAGAUCACCCGCUGCAAGCACUACUUCCAUGGCGUCUGCCUGCGGAAGUGGCUGUACGUGCAGGACCGGUGUCCGCUGUGCCACGAGAUCAUUAUGAACCAGGACACGCCGGCGGAAAAGGGCGCCGUUGAAGGCAGCGCAGCGGUGGCAGCCGAGGACGAAGCCAUUCUUCAGGCCAACGUUGCUGCUGUGGUCCCAGUGGGACAGGGAAUUCUCCAAAACUCCGCGGUGGCCGGUGCCGCCCCGGACGCUUCCUCCAGCUCAUCAGUCAACGCUAGUAGUAAUAGUAGUAACAGUAGUAUAAUGGCUGCUGCGGCCAGCAGCAGCACCAGCCGGAACCCACUUUCCGUCAGUGGCUUCCGAAUCCCGUCGACAGCCAGCGGUUCUUCGACUUCUUCGUCAUCGUCGUCGUCGUCGGCCUCGUCUUCGUCCAGUUCUUCAGCGACGACGACGAUGGCUGCGGCCCCGACGUCCGGUCCUGCGGGUCUGGGAAGUUCCGAAACGGCGGCCGCCACGGCCGCGGCCAUUUCGCAAAUCAUCCGGCAGCACCAGCACCAGCAGCUUCGGUCCUCCGUCGAUCGGGACUUUCUGGACGAACUGGAGUAGAGUACUCAAGGGACAAACUGACCGCCCGUCCGGGGGUGCACUAGAUUUAUGCUUCUAAACUGUUUUUAAAUCUAAACCUCGGCUAGCCUCCUGAAUCCGUCGUGUACAUUUGUCCCCGUUAGGUUUCUACAUAAUUGUUGUGUUAUUUUUAGCCAAAAUUUGCGUAAUUGUUAAACUCUUCUAAUUUCAUGUAGUAGAACAUUGUGUCCGGUUAGGUAAAAUAGCAUAACACUGGUAACAAAAAACGGUUCGGUGGACGGGUUCGGACAGAGUUGAGAGUGAGGAAAAAAGGCGGCGGGAAAUUAUAGGCUUAAAUGAAGACGAAAUUGGCCGCUAAAAUUGAUUGUAAUUAGCUGCCAGUGAUGGGGUAGUAGAGGGUGGAGAAAAUUGUAAACUCAUUUGUGGCUGUGUUUGUGUGACGAGAAAAGACGAAUAGCGCGAGCGUUGCGCAAUUGUCGUUUUGGUUUGAUUUUGUUCGUUUUCGGUUACGUGGUCAAUUGUGUUAUGUAAGAAUACAAAAUUGUCGCAAGCGAGAAAGAAUUUGUUGUGCGUUUUACUGGAAGAUUCGAUUACAAUUCAAAGCACAAAGCUGGUUGGAGAUUUUCUUGUUUCCAUCAAGGAAGAAGUAAGUUUUAUCCAUUCCCUUGUUUAUUUAGAAAAUUGCUUCGGUGUACCGUAGUGCAAUACAGUCCAGACUCGAUUAUUCAAAAGAGCCUAUAACAUCCAGUACUUUGUUCUAGAAAUCAGGAGGAAAUCCAGUUUUUUCGUGAAAAUUUAACACGUAGCCUUAUGUGUGGGACAAACUUGUUUAGCGUUUUUCUUAGCUAGCUGUUUUUGCAUAUGGGACAUUUAUGCGAACAUGGGCAGUAAACUACUCUAAAGUGAAUUUGAAUUUUUUAAUCCAAGAUGGCGGGGAUGAAAUAAAAAAAUGCAUUAUUUAAUUUAAUUGGCUAUCAACCAUUCAAAUUUGUCGCGUAACUAGAAUUUGAUUUCAAAAAUAAGUAAAUAAAAAAAUAUGAAAAAAAAUUUUGUGAUUCGAUUCUCCGAUUUCCGUGUUGUUUCUUUUUUAACAAUACUUUGUUGUACAAAACUGGUGGAUAUUCGGACUUUCCGCGAAAGGUUAGUAGGUUAUAGAACCGAACAAAGUUUUGCUUAUAAUAUCAGAGUUUUACAGUCGUUUACGCAAAAUAGGAGAAGGGUUAGUGCUACAAGGAUAACCAUGUUGACGAAGAACUUUAGGUACUUGAAUAACACGUCCCAAGAUGGGAAAGGAUGUUUCAUCUUCAGGAGUUUCAUUUCGUUGCGCGAAAUUUUGGAUUGCUACCUCGUAUAGAGUCCUAAGACGAAGUUCUUCUUCAAAAAUACGAAACAAUUAGCUUUACAAGCAAAGGUCUUGGCGGUCUCUAUUGCAAGAUUUCUACUCGUUUAUGUUUUUUGUAGUUUAAAGAAAAAUGAUCCAACGUGGUUUCUGCUAAUACGACGAGUGCUGUUGCAAAAUCAUGUUUUGCAACGAGUUGAGUACAACUAUGUUUUGUAAUUCCGGAAAACACCCUUUGAAUAGAUUUUUUUCAAUAAAACUUUAGUUUCUCUGCUUGAUUUUUUUUGCUGUCAAGUUAAUCGUUAAGGUUCAAAAGUAAAACUUUACGAUACAAGCGCAGAAAAGUUGAUCUUUGCAUCUAUUAAGUGGAUGCUGAAAGGGAUGCUGAGGGAAACUAUUUUGAUCUAUGCGCCGGUAUUUGUAGCACUAAAAUUCGUGCAAAAAAAACUUAUGCACGUUGGUGUACAGAUUACGGGGUAAAAGAUGAUCGAAUUGUUCACCUAGCGCUCACAUGUGUUUCGGGACCAAGUUGCCUUCGGGUAUGGGGAUCAUACAUAUAGAAAAGUAGGCUGAUUCGUCGCUUGAAAAUUUCAGGAAAAGGAAUUGCAAAAACAAAUAUUUUAUCACUCAAAUGAGUUCUAUAACGAACUUUUCAGCACUGUUACUUUUGGUGAUAAUAAGUAGGCUUUUUCGUCACUAUUGAAUGACAGGAUAGGUAGAUAUUUUCAAAACGGAAUUUCAAAAAUAUUACCAUAGCCUGCUUCCACUCGUUUCACGCUUUCAAAAAAAACCUACCAUUUGUUUUUUUUAACUUAUUUUUAUUAGGUCCUCUUUGGUGCUACGACCAGGUUGGGACCGAGGAUCGAUCUAUCAAUAACAUCAAAUACAACUCCUUACAUCCCAUACUUGGAGAUCAUGUAACUGACGAGGGUUACUUGGUCCAAGCGGGUCUUGCAGGUCUUGAACCUGCCGAUGUACUCGGAGAAAAUGCCCCACAGCUCAGCCGAACUGUAGAGCACCUCCCCGGCUUCCUCCUCCGUGACUCCACCGUCUCGGGAGCCACCUUGACUGCUUCCUGCGGGUUGAGGGCGAUCCUUCGAUUUUCCGUCCGGAACUGCGCUCGGCAGCGGAGGGAACUCCGCCGGCGAGAACACCGGAACUGCUGGACUCUGCUUCUCCGCCUUCCUUACCGGCGGGUUCGGUUUCGACGCCUGCUGGCGCCUCCGGAUGAAGUCCGCACGCUUGGAACAGCUGCGGUUCGUGGCUUCGUGUGCACCAGAGCAGUUGGCACACCGCACCUACCAUUUGUUCGAGGUUCAGAAUUUUAUGAACGCUUGUUCACGAUUUUGGGAACUGAUAUUUCUCCGUGUGGGUUUUUAUCUUAAAUAUCCUAUUUAACAAAAACAUAUGGGUCAUUCUCCACCAACUUACACAGCAGUUGCCCCGACCCCUCUUCGAUUUGUGUGAUACUUUGCUCUAAGAGGCAAUUUUGGUCCCUGAUCACGUAUCCGAGGUCAAUUUGUGAUACCUCGUGACGGUUGGGCGGUACGACCCUUUUCAUUUUUCUUGAUUUUUACUAAAACACGUUUUUCAGUAAUUUGUAGCUCGAAACCGUGAAGAGAUAGAAAUUUGGUGUCAGAGGGACUUUUGUGUAAAAUUGGACGCCCGAUUUGAUGGCGUACUCAAAUGCCGAUUUAUGGAAGUUUGGGAAAUGUUUUUGCUAUCCGAAAUUGCAACUCACAGGAAACAAGAAUUCCAAACUUCGGAUUUUGACGAUAGACAUUUUGAAACUUAUUAACAAAUAGAAUAAAAAAUGUCUCUCAAAAUUAAUUCAAUAGCUUCUUUUUGAAAAUUCUAACGACGUCGUUCCAUUUCCACUCUAAAUUUAUUCGAACCUGUUUUACCACGAACCACCCAAAAAUCAAUCGUUCAGGAUUAAAAAAAAGUAUCCGAACGAGUACGACGCCGCAAGUGAUACUUACUCACACAUACAAACGCAUACACUACACAAACACACACAUCUGUCUAUUUAUGUGCUUUCUUUAUUUUUAUUUAAAUCUUUUUUAUUUAGACUUCAUUGUGGGUGGGCUAGCGCAAAGUGGUAAAGAGUAAUGUAAACAAACAUUUACAUAAAUAAAGAUAAAAUACUGUUUUUUUUUUAUCAAAACGCGAAAGCGUGUAAAAGUUGUGCAAAUCAUCGAGGAAAUAGUCAAAGAAGCGUGAUUUGCGCCAUUUUUGCGCUUUUUUUCACAUGAGUUGCAAUCUGAUAGAGAAGAGAAGGUAAGCUGGAGUGAAACGUAAGGGAAAAUCAUCAAACGUGUAAAUAUAUAUGAACAGACAAAGCUAUCAGUAAAUGGUUAGAGAAAA